AUGCCACUGACUGAGCGGCUACCGCUACGCCUUUCCCGCGUGCAGCUGGCAGUUCCAACGCGAGGGCAUCCGUGGGGCGCUACGUUCAGGACUGCUCAGCGAAGGGAGCUGCGCCGUCCACUUUCCGCCUCCGGACGCACGCUGCUUCCCCUGGCCGCGGCGUGCCACGCGCGGUUCCGGCGCCUGCGCCGCACCGUGGCGCACGGAACCGGGACGUCGGCGUCGGCGGCGGCGGUGUGGCAUGCCGAGCGGCGGAAGGAGAUGCUGCGGCGGUAUGGCGCGGAGCUGCAAGCGCUCCGAGGGCCAGAUGCACGGACCUUGCCGCUCUUGGCUUUGGCUAACCUAGCACAGCUCUUGUUGGCCAUCUUUGCGGGGCAGCAGCUGCAGGAAAGCCAGGAGGUUGUGACCAUUUCAGCGGUUGUGCUGCUGGCCGUUGGCGUUGGUGGAACACUGUCCAUGUGGUCCUUCUCGGUGCUGCAUGACCUGCUUCAUGGCACCUGCGUGCGCACCGAUCGCUCCACACGCGAGGCACUCUUGUUUUGCCUCAGUUUUCCCACCAUCUUCGGGUACCAUCUCUACCUGCAGAGGUGCGCGGCAUUGCGCGGCAGCUGA
This is a messenger RNA of Durusdinium trenchii, 612 nucleotides long. The record is from the annotation of a GenBank genome assembly. NCBI's taxonomy places the organism in Eukaryota, Dinophyceae, Suessiales, Symbiodiniaceae.